Molecule: messenger RNA, 1726 nt
Organism: Hevea brasiliensis (rubber tree)
Lineage: Eukaryota; Viridiplantae; Streptophyta; Magnoliopsida; Malpighiales; Euphorbiaceae
Product: deoxyhypusine synthase
Exons: 9
Coding region: 346-1455 (369 amino acids)
Biological process (GO): peptidyl-hypusine biosynthetic process
Cellular component (GO): cytoplasm
Molecular function (GO): deoxyhypusine synthase activity
Source: RefSeq, a predicted model, not a curated record
UUUAAUUUUCAAACUUUAACUGCUGUUUUUGGUGUAAUGGUGUACUUUCUCCAUAGCGCACUGGUAUACCAUUUUUUUAGAGCUCCUUCGCACGCACAAAGCUGAAUGUGGAACUAAGCAACUAGGGUUUUAGGGGAAGAUUUUCUCUGGUUCGCAUCAUAGAACAGUCUUUAGUGGUGAAGAUAAUUUUCUCUAGAGAUGAAGAGAAUGGUUCUGUGGUUCUAUCUAAGCCACCACCACUUUCUAUCUGCAAUCCCAAGAGAUUUCAAGCAAAGAGAAUCAAAAUUUAGCCUUUUGGUGUCACUGUGAUCCUUCUGCAGUUAGGCUUUAUUUUUCCAAAGAUCAAUGGAGGAGCAAUUGCCAUCAUCUGUACAUGCCAUAGUUUUCAAAGAGUCUGAACACCUUGAAGGGAAAUGCAUUAAAAUUGAAGGUUAUGAUUUUAAUGAAGGAGUUAACUACUCUCAGCUUCUCAAAUCCAUGGUCUCCACUGGGUUUCAAGCAUCCAACCUUGGUGACGCCAUUGCAGUUGUGAACCACAUGCUAGACUGGAGGCUUGCUGAUGAGGAUAUAACAGAAGAUUGCAAUGAGGAGGAAAGGGACCCUGCUUAUAGAGAGUCUGUGAAAUGCAAAGUGUUCUUGGGUUUUACCUCAAAUCUUGUUUCUUCUGGUGUUAGAGAUAUAAUUCGCUAUCUUGUUCAGCAUCAUAUGGUUGAUGUAGUGGUUACAACUGCUGGUGGCAUAGAAGAAGAUCUUAUAAAAUGCCUUGCACCCACAUACAAAGGUGACUUUUAUCUACCUGGAGCUCAUUUGCGUUCAAAGGGAUUGAACCGCAUUGGUAACUUGUUGGUUCCAAAUGACAACUAUUGCAAAUUUGAGGACUGGAUCAUUCCAAUUUUUGACCAGAUGUUGAAGGAACAAAUUGAAGAGAAUGUUUCGUGGACACCAUCUAAAGUAAUUGGUCGAUUGGGGAAAGAAAUAAAUAAUGAGAGUUCAUACCUUUAUUGGGCAUACAAGAACAACAUUCCAGUAUUUUGUCCAGGUUUAACAGAUGGUUCUUUGGGGGACAUGUUGUACUUUCACUCCUUUCGCAGCCCAGGUCUAAUUGUUGACAUUGUUCAAGACAUCAGGGCUAUGAAUGGUGAAGCUGUCCAUGCAAGUCCUAGGAAGACUGGAAUCAUCGUUCUUGGAGGGGGGCUUCCUAAGCAUCACAUAUGCAACGCCAAUAUGAUGCGUAAUGGUGCAGAUUAUGCUGUUUUUAUCAAUACCGCACAAGAAUUUGAUGGGAGUGAUUCUGGAGCUCGUCCUGAUGAGGCUGUAUCAUGGGGAAAAAUUCGAGGAUCUGCUAAAACUGUCAAAGUGCAUUGUGAUGCAACUAUUGCUUUUCCCCUACUGGUUGCUGAAACAUUUGCUUCAAAGAGAAAUACAUCUGUCAAGACCAAGGUAAACAACUUUUAACCAGUCCUGGUGGUGAUUUAAUUGAGAUCCAUUAGUGAUUUGAAUUAUUUUGGGGGAACCACUUAUAAUUUACAUAUCUAACACAAGACAGAAUGUAAUGCUCUCACAACACCUCUGUAGAAGAUAGGAUUUUCAGAUGUCAACGUUGGGUUUGUACCUGGUAAUUUAGACAUUUAGAUUACUUUGUGGAUCACUUUCCCCCAAGUUCGAUAGUAUUGUUUACAUUGCUUCUGUCGAUGAAUGUUUAAGCUUAAAGGUUGAUUUUGCUUCC